Molecule: messenger RNA, 819 nt
Organism: Nakaseomyces glabratus
Lineage: Eukaryota; Fungi; Ascomycota; Saccharomycetes; Saccharomycetales; Saccharomycetaceae
Source: RefSeq, a predicted model, not a curated record
AUGAAUGAAACGCUGACUGGUCGUUGCAGCUACACGAUAGCUGGAUGGGUUUCGCGGUCACGUUUCGGUCACAAGGAAGUUCUAGCCCAAGUACCGCACCAAUUGCUGUGGGAAGUGUAUCGCUAUGUGGUGAACAUGGGCAAUGAUACCUUGGAGCUGUAUUUAUUGUUCUUACAAUUGGAGGCUCGAGAUAUGCCACAGCACUUCUCACAAAAGCUCUCGAUCCGCGAUGUCAGCGUAGUUGAAUUGAGUCAUCUACUUGGCGGAUCCGCAACGAAGCUACCACUUGAUCUACAAGUGCAUGCAUGUAGAGACGUCGAUGAUAUGCGUCAAUUAGUUGAUCUACAGUGUCUUCAUGGGUUAUCCGUGAUGUGCCCCGUAGGUGACCUUAUACUUUCAUACUGGAUCACGCGGCUGAAGAACUUGAAGGGCAAAUGGACUCAAUUGAAAUGGCUCGUUGUGCCGACCAGUGUCAGUGCCAUGCACGUCUACAAGCUACUGGAAGCGAUCCCUAGCUUGGAGACUAUAGCGUGUGGGUUAGAUGCCGACCACGUAAGACAGGUGCCUCAAUUACGUAAACGGCUGCAUCUGACUGAUCCGCUCAUCAAGACAGAGUCACAGAUCCAAAUUGCACUAUUAACAGAAAGAUUUACUACUUCUAGACCAAGCUACAAGGCUACUGUUAACCCAGUUACUAUUUCCGAUACACAUUCUGUGUACCAGGUUACUCCAAUCGAUACGGUGAGCACCAGCAACAUGCGUAAGAGACCUAGAUUAAACACCAAGAGGAUAUCCGCGAGCCAAUAUUUUGGGAUAUAG